UCCAGUGCCACGGCCCUGCCAUCAUUGGAGCCCUGCUGCAGAAGGUCUCCAGCCAAGCGAUGGACAUGAAUGUGCUAAUGGCCUCCCGGAUUCUGAUGGAGCAGGUGGCCUCGGAGGGGCACAGCCUCCUGCUGCAUCUUCUCUACCAGGCCCUGCUCUUCGACUUCCGCAUCUGGACCAACAGUGACUUCGCUGUCCGGCUGGGUCACAUCCAGUAUCUGUCGGACAUAAUUAAGGACCACAAGCAAAGGAUACGGAAGAAAUAUGGGGUGCAGUACAUCCUAGAUUCUAUCAGGACAUAUUAUGGAAUGUACAAGGAGAAGCCCAUUGCCACUGAUGACCUCCGGACAGUACAAACAUCCCUCUUCAGCCUGAUCAAGGACUUCUUCUGCAGAAAUAUCACCAGUGAUGAGAUGCACAGCACCAUGAACUAUCUGGCAGCUGUAAAUGAUGAGCAUCAGGUAUGUGGGGUGCUGGAAGUGAUCCACAGCCUGCAGAAGAGCUCCCCAUGCCAGGAGCAGCUCUUCACUUUCCUGUUUGAGCCAGGAAAUGUGGAGAUCCUGUUCUCGCUGCUCAUUCAGCGGAAGUUCUCAGAUGAAGUGCGGGAGAGGAUCUUCAAGAUUAUGUACAAGCUGCUGAAGUACGAGAAGGUGAAUGAACGGAGCAAGCACCGCCUGAAGCUGAAGGACAUAGGCUACCACGGCUUCAUCUCAUACUUGAACGACAUCCCUGUUUCCAUACUGUUCUUCCGGUGCCUUUUGGAGCAAGUCCUUGGAGCAGAUUCUCCAAACUACAAGGAUUUGAUGGCUGUAGUUUACCUCUCCCACCGGGCAGAUUUGACAGUCAGGCUGGACAUCUGCAGGAAG
Messenger RNA from Python bivittatus (Burmese python), 866 nucleotides. NCBI's taxonomy places the organism in Eukaryota, Metazoa, Chordata, Lepidosauria, Squamata, Pythonidae. The record is from RefSeq and is a predicted model, not a curated record.